GGGAACGCUUGGUUUUCUCCAGCGAAAAAGAAGGGAACACUGCUUUUGGCCAUGGGGAACGCUUGGUCUGCUCCGGAGAGAACGAAGCUGCGCAAGAAAAUGGCGGAGAAGCUGAUGGACAAAGGGAACCCUAGCCUCCCAUGGGAGCUGAUAGUGGAGAUUCUAUCAUGGCUGCCAGUCAAGUCGUUGGGCCGCUUCAGGUGUGUAUCUAAGCCAUGGAAUGCUCUCAUCGCUGACCCUAAUUUUAUCAAAAUGCACUUUAACAAAACUUCUGAGAACGAUGAUGUGUUCUACCAAAGACGAAGACUCAUCUUCAAUGAGCCAGGUUGUUGUUCCCUUUACUCUGUUAACCUCGACCAGUUAAUUCUGAAUCAGAAUAAUGAUCACGGUGCUGAUGAUUUGAUUGCCCCUGAGGCCCAAUUGGUUUGCGGUGACCUACCAUCUUACAGGGUUGUAGACCUGUUUUACUGUGAUGGUUUGUUGUUGUGCAAGCUAGCUGAAAUGCCAAUGACGAUAUAUCUGGUUAACCCAACUACCGGGGAAUCCGAGGAACUGCCAGAGGCCCCAGAUAAUAUACAACACCUGGGUUUUGGAUUUGAUCACUCCACUGAUGAUUACAAGGUGGUUUCUGCUGUGUUUUACGAUAUGCUUGUGUUUUGUGUCUAUUCGUUGAAAAUCGGUUCAUGGGAAGAGCUCGAGUGUUCACUUCCCUAUUCUGGGGCAUAUACCUUUCAUGCGGUCCUGCUCAAUGGAACUCUUCAUUGGAUAAUGGAAACACCAGACCAGACAUCCAUGAUUGUAGCUUUCCUUUUAGAAGAGGAGCAAGCUGGAGAAAUUCCUUUGCCGGUUGAGUAUUCCAGUGAUGCGGGAGAUUGUGUGUUGGGGGUCUUCAGGGACUGCCUAUGUUUAACACAUUGUAGUGAUGAAAGAACUUAUAAUGAGUUUUGGGUCAUGAAUGAAUAUGGAGAGGGGCAGUCGUGGACUAAGAUAAAGAUCUCCAUCCCUUAUUCCGAAUUAUCACUUUCAGGUUUUUGGAAGGAAAAUCAUGAUCUGUUGGUGUUCCAGAAGCAAUUGGUUAUGUACAAUUUUAAGGAACAAAGCUUUUGCAAUGUAUCAAUCCCUGGAUUUCCCCAUGUUGAUUGCAUUGGAACCUACUUGGAGAGUCUUGUUUCACCGAAUUACUAUGGCAUUACUGAUCGAGAACUUUAAGCAUAAGACAAAUGCAGAUAGAAGAGGGGCAGAUCUGUUUUCUCCAGAAGACAUUAGGUUCCUUUUCUGGUUCUAGAAGAAAUUAUCUUGAAGACCCAAAAAUUGGUUGGUUUGGCUGGCUAUUGUAGGAUGUACCAGUACAAAGAUUUUCCAGCGGUUCUGUCUGUCUCUUCCGUUGCAUCUUUAUGUUUUGAACAAUGUGUUAGGUGUUCUUUGUGAAAUCUUCGUUGAUAGAUCAGUUUCAUUUUGGAAUGAUGGCAUAUCAAUUGGUUCCAAAGCACUCCUAGGUUAUGCUGAUGUUUUCUUCGUCUGCUUUAACAUCCUUAAAGAAAUUGCUAGACAAUUCAAAUGAAAGUUUAUAGGUUGUUAAUUGCUGCAGUAUCCUUGAUUACGAUGCUUGUUUAAAUUUUAAGUUAGCAUAACUGGUUGAGAGAAUUAGCCCACCCCCAACUCAUGAGUUCAAAUAAGGCAUUAGGCCUCCCCUUUGCAAUUUUGUAAACUUGCUGGUGCUUAAAUAAAGCAUUGGUAUCGAACUGAAUUCCGUAAGAACUGAAAUUUUUGCUAGCCUUGAAUAGGGCUAAUUAUACAGAGUCUGUCUUACACACGCUAUGAAAGUAUUCUUGGAAUGGUGUAACAGUCUCUCGGCUACACCUACUUAUUCAAAAUAAUUACAUUUAAAGUGGCCUCGUAUUUGAAUAAACGAAAUACUUUCACAUCAUUUGGUGGUGAAUAAGUAAAGGGACUAAAAUAGUACUCGUAUGAAAAUUACUAUCUAAGUCGAGAAUUUCUUUUAUUUCUUUCCCCUUCUUUUGGGAUGCUUUACUCUUUCUAGAAGUUUGAUUUUCAUGGUAUGUUUACUUGUUAAUGAGUAUUGAAAUUAUUCUGAUUCCUGAUUUCCCUUGUAUUUGCUAAUGCCUUCCGAUUAGGGGAAAUAGUUGAUCUCAUGCCCAUUCCUUCUCGCCUAUUCAUGAUUUCCCUGAUUCAUUACUUUUCCCAUUUCAAAAAACGUAAAUGUGCCAUAAUUUUUUUAUAUUCUAGGCAUAUCGUUUUGGAGUCCACAAUAACGGAAAUUGUUUUUAUUUGCAAGGGCAAUUGGAUUAUCAAGUGUCAUACCCGAAGGCCCAAGUUUGACUGGCCCAGCUCCAAAAACAACUGCAAGUCAAGUCCUGACGAGUUCUGCCCGGAGUCUGACUCAGCAUUAACACACAACUUACAUUUUGUUAAGACACGCAGGCCACACUUUCUAGUUGUUCCCAAGGAAAUGUGGCUGGAAAAAAUGAGGGAGCAGCUGAUGGAAACCCUAACUUCCCGAUGGAGAUAAUAGGUGAUGGGCUGCCAGUCAGGUUGUUAUGCCGCUUCAGCAGUCAGAAUCUUUCAAUUUAUGGAUUUCCCAAAGUUGGUAGAGCUGGGAUGUACAGGGAGAGCCUUGCUUCACCCGUUACCCUUACGUUAUUGACUGAGAACAUUAAGCAUGAGACAGCUGUAGAUAGGAGAGGUAAAGAAGGUAAAUCCACUCAAUCUCUUUCUAGACUUUCUUGAAUGUUUUAAAUUGUUGCUGUAUUUUUGGUGCACGACUGAAUAAGGUUUUAAUAGUUCUACCAUUGUUUGAUGGUCCCUGUGUUGAAUACAAAUGCUUAGCUUGUACUUUGACUAAAAGGAGUUGGAAGAAGUUGCUUCGAUCACCGCACAUAUGAGCAUACAUUGUUUUGUUAGAUGAAUUUUUUGGUUUUAGUUUUGUCAUGUCAGUUUUUUUCAGCCUGGAAAUUAUUCAAAGAUAGUAUAAAUAUUCAUAGUAAUUUUUUCAGUUUUUUUCACCCUAUGCGUUUUUUUGUCACCCUUCUACUGUAGUAUAUCCGAACAUAAUAAUGUUUUCGUGCCAAAUAUUUAUCUGCUAAAUUUUUUUUUUCUUCAUAAUUUGACUUUCCUUUUGUCCUUCUAGAGCUAGGUACUCAAUAGGAAACAGCAAAUUUUUGGGAAUGUUUUGAAGUGCUUAUGUUUAAGAACUUUUGCUCAGUAGCACUUUUUGUUAGAGGCACAUAGAAAGUUUCCUCAAAAGCUCAAGUGGUUUUGCAGAUUCACCUGACAAUGCUUUCGGAUAAGGAACCUAUUAUUGUUUCUUGAUCAGGAAGCACUAAAAGUUUCUCCAGAAAGAAUUCUUAUUAUUUUUGCCAAAGAUUAACCGUUUUAGGUAUCUAAAAGUUUCUUUCAAUAUAUUAAAAGCACAUCCAAACAUACCCUUCUUGUUAGACGUGGUAGCUGGUCUCAUAGAUACAAGUCCUUGAUGUUGUAUAUUGGCUAGCCUCGUACUACUCAUAUCUCUCACUCAUUUUGGGUGUUUCAGUUAGAUUGGCUUUGUAAGGAAAGCAAGGAGUCAAAAGAAUCAUGUUGUGAAUUCCUGAGACGUUGUCAUUGCUUUUUCCUUUUUACCUUUGGCUUUUAAUAAGUACCACAUGUCAUUUAUUCCUGGCUCUUUGUACAAGUCAUGGCCAAAUUUUUGGGGAAUGAAUUUUUUCUAUUGUAGGUUGAUCAUCCUUUAUUCUUUAUUUUCAUCAAUGAUUUUGCUAACUGAUUGCAUGUAAUUUGUUGAGGAAAUGGUGGAUUGUCCUCCUCCGCCAGCGUGGUUGUUUUCAUCACUUGCACCCUUGUCUCAUAAGGGGCAAAUAUGGAUUCACCAUAGGAAAUGAGCUUCAAGACUCCAGAAGUAGUUGGUUUAGCUAUAGUAGGGAUGUACAAGUACAAAACUUUUCUCAUAGUUCUUUGUAACACUCAUUUCCCAUUACAUCUUAGGGAUUCAGAUGAAGUGAUUCCAAAUGCUGGAAUCCAGUUGACAAUAUGUUUACUUUGUUUAUUUACACUAUUGCAGUCCCAUGUAUCAGAAGAAUAAAACAAAUGAAUUUCAAAAGAUUCCGUGCAUAUUGUUUCAAAUAUAUUCUUUUUUAGAUAAUUGUUUCAAAUAUAUUCAAAUUUACCCUA
Messenger RNA from Prunus mume (Japanese apricot), 4182 nucleotides. The record is from RefSeq and is a predicted model, not a curated record. NCBI's taxonomy places the organism in Eukaryota, Viridiplantae, Streptophyta, Magnoliopsida, Rosales, Rosaceae.